Messenger RNA from Nelumbo nucifera (sacred lotus), 1428 nucleotides. Its product is annotated as polyubiquitin. The record is from RefSeq and is a predicted model, not a curated record. Gene Ontology annotation, molecular function: protein binding. NCBI's taxonomy places the organism in Eukaryota, Viridiplantae, Streptophyta, Magnoliopsida, Proteales, Nelumbonaceae.
CCGUCGGCAUCCCUACCUUUACAAAUAGCACUGCUCGCUUCCUCCGCUCCUGCAUUCAUAUCCUUCCUUCCCAAACCCGUAGAAGCCCCCUCAAUCUCAUUCUCUCAAGAUGCAAAUCUUCGUCAAGACCCUUACUGGCAAGACCAUCACCCUCGAGGUCGAAAGCUCCGACACUAUCGACAACGUCAAAGCUAAGAUCCAGGACAAGGAGGGUAUUCCCCCUGACCAGCAGCGUCUGAUCUUUGCCGGCAAGCAGCUAGAGGACGGCCGAACACUCGCUGACUACAACAUCCAGAAGGAAUCGACCCUCCACCUCGUCCUCCGUCUCAGGGGUGGGAUGCAGAUUUUUGUCAAGACAUUGACCGGCAAGACCAUCACCCUUGAGGUCGAGAGCUCCGACACCAUCGACAACGUCAAGGCCAAGAUCCAGGACAAGGAGGGUAUUCCUCCGGACCAGCAGCGUUUGAUCUUCGCCGGAAAGCAACUCGAGGACGGUAGAACCCUUGCCGACUACAACAUCCAAAAGGAAUCCACCCUCCACCUUGUGCUCCGUCUAAGGGGAGGCAUGCAAAUCUUUGUCAAGACCUUGACCGGCAAGACCAUCACCCUUGAGGUGGAGAGCUCCGACACCAUCGAUAACGUGAAGGCUAAGAUCCAAGAUAAGGAAGGUAUCCCCCCCGACCAGCAGAGGCUCAUAUUCGCCGGAAAGCAGCUCGAAGACGGCAGGACCCUAGCCGACUACAACAUCCAGAAGGAGUCGACCCUCCACCUCGUGCUCCGUCUGAGGGGAGGUAUGCAGAUUUUCGUGAAGACUCUUACCGGUAAGACCAUCACAUUGGAGGUGGAGAGCUCCGAUACCAUCGACAAUGUGAAGGCCAAGAUUCAGGACAAGGAGGGUAUCCCACCAGACCAGCAGAGGCUCAUCUUCGCUGGGAAACAGCUUGAGGAUGGCCGCACCUUGGCGGACUACAACAUUCAGAAGGAGUCCACCCUUCACUUGGUUCUGCGUCUACGUGGGGGAAUGCAAAUCUUCGUGAAGACAUUGACGGGGAAGACCAUCACACUGGAGGUGGAGAGCUCGGAUACGAUUGACAACGUGAAGGCGAAGAUCCAGGACAAGGAGGGUAUCCCUCCGGACCAGCAGCGUCUCAUCUUCGCUGGUAAGCAGCUUGAGGAUGGGCGCACCCUCGCCGAUUACAACAUCCAGAAGGAAUCCACCCUCCACCUUGUUCUCCGCCUUCGUGGGGGCUUCUGAAACCCUUCCAUCUAUUGAUCCUCCUGCUUAUGAUAUCUCCUGUCUGUUUGACCGUGUCCACGUGUGAAAGUUUCAAUGGUUCUCUUCUUUAUGCUGUAUAUCAGAUAUAGAGGCCUAUGAGGCCUCAUUUGGAACUCCUAAAAUCUCUAAAUAAAUUCGUCUAUUUACUCAUA